AAGAUGUCUGCCUUCUGAGACAUUGAUUGUGUCAUUACUGCGGUUCUUACAUUUAACCUAUGUGUCUGUGAAUGCACGUCAUUAUGAAAAAUGAACGUUAAAAAGAAAAUACGACACCAUGGGAUCUCAAACUCUUGAAAUUCUGCGCCAAGGAGUUUGGGCAUCGUUAACAGGAGGCUGGUUUUACGAUCCUCAUCAAGAUAUAUUCUGCAACACAUUUCACUUAUACGUGUGGCUUUUCCUACUAUGUUUACCUUUCACAAUAUAUCUGGUAAGUGAUUCUCGAAUGUGUUUCUGGUGUUGUGCUAAGCAAGUUGCCGCUGAUUAUCUGACGAAUCUUCAGUUUUGUGGUGUGAAAUUGAGAAUAGUGAAGGAGGUCAAAGUCCUUGUUUCUAGGCUAGUUUAUUGUUCUCGAGUAUUAUAAACUGUCACGGGGUCGUUGGUCAAACAUUCCUGCAUUAGGAAAUGUCGUGAAUCAUCAAAGAGAAAAUUCUAGGGCGUCAGCGAAAGAAGAUCACAUAACAAAUAGGGGAAAUGCAAUGAUAGUGCUAUCCUAACCUAUGAUAUGGAACUCUGCCAACAUCGUGGCUGUAACCCAAUCCCGAGAUGCUAGCGUCGCUAGAAUAUUUGCGUCUCUCAGAAAUUAGAUGCCUCUUUACAAUUCACAAAAAUUAUUCAUUCUAAUUAUGAUACUUACUUCAAAAUAUGAAAUAUUUAAAUUUGUGUACUGUAGACAUUUGCUGUCAUUUGUAGUAAAGUGUGAUUGACAGCUGUAAUGCACACAUGUUGAAGAUUUUGUUAUUUAGCCUGUAAUGACAUUUUUUUAAAUAUUAGUUUUUUAUUUAUUUGAUAUAGUCGUAAUCGAAGAGUAACCAUUAAUUGACAGUCCAUAUUUAAUUAGCAGUUUUAAUGUUUCGAUUGUAAAUUACUCAAUAAUUGUGUGAGAGGGUGUAGAGAUUAAUGGGAAUUGAUAUAAAGGAUGACCUAUGCAGUACAAAUUGGCAAACAAGAAACUUUGAAGUCAUGCCAUGCAUAGUUUGCAUUUCUUUUCAAUCCAAUGGAGAUUAACGACUCUAAAAUGUCUGUUUAUAUAAAUCUCCUGAGUAUUUUCAAGAGCAUUGUGUAUGAAUCAGUGACUUUGAAGUACUUCCCUCCAACUGCGUAUGCAUGGGGGGCCUAUUGUGCUACAGUGGCAGCCCUGUUUGCCACCCUGAAAUUAACCAACCUGGGCCUGCACCGGAUGUUCGACACAUCAGAGAGGAUUCAGGAACCGGGACCUCCUGUCAGCGAUGACCCUCUUGCUGGGCGACGAUUAGUUCCCAUCCAUCCAAACAAACGGCGGCGGGAAGAAGAAAAUGGAAUUGAGUUACAAGUUCUGGGAGGUGCACGACUUCCAUCUACAGGUGAUUCUCCUCCAGCUGGCCGCUCAUCCUCACGUAAUUCAUCAUGUGGUAGCCCUGGUUUGCCUCGUGCAUCUUCCACCAGAGGGACGGCUGCUGACAGGGAUCGAGAUAGCUUGGUUUCAGCUGAUUUCACAUCACCUGCUGUGGGAGACCUUCGUGUUGAUGUGCAUCGCAAAAACAGCAGCGAGAGUGGAGAGGAGGCAGUUGGCCUUCGACCUGUGGUGGAGAGGGUGGCUGUACAUCGCGCCGAGCCCUGCACACAGGCUGAUCAUGAGCGCUUCCUGCGAGCUCGUCUUGCGUCCACCGGAUUGGUAUACUGGAAACAACGUCAACAGCAGCAGCAAUCGUCCAGUACAGGCGUUGGAGCUCGCCCCUACCGCUACCUUCGUUCGGGUCGCAUGUUGGGUGGCCAGGGUCUGCCUCCCCUGGACCCUGCUUCUUCUCAUCCGGCCGGUCUGCAGGAUGCAUCAGGAGGUGGUGAUCGCCCUCUAGGCGGAUCUGAGAUCGUGUACCCCAUCGCUGAGCAAGCGUCAGAACCCGGUGCCUUGGCCCUUGCUCUGGCGAUGGCUGGUGCAUCAUGUCGUGCACCAUGUACUCCCUCUGCAGUGGGCGGCGGCGCUGUAGCGAUGAGCGAAUUCUCGCUGCGCGCCAACAGCGACGAGGACGACGCGCGCCAACGGGGGCUCGCGCUCGCCGCUGCUCGUGCGCCCCGACUUCCUGGGCCGGCGGCGGGGGGCGCGCGGUGCGGGCGGCGGCGGGCCUAG
Gryllus bimaculatus (two-spotted cricket) is the source of this 2167-nucleotide messenger RNA. The record is from the annotation of a GenBank genome assembly. NCBI's taxonomy places the organism in Eukaryota, Metazoa, Arthropoda, Insecta, Orthoptera, Gryllidae.